AUGGCGGAUCCUGGCAGCUCAGAGAACACAGGCCACAUGGCAUCGUUACCGGAGGGAGUAACAGAAGCAGGUCAGAAGCUUUUGUCCGACGUGGAGGCCGUGAUGGAACGAUGCAAGGCGCUGCAGGAAACAGCGGCCGGGUAUAGCCAGCGACUCAAGAGCGAAGGCGACGCUCUCGGCGAGCGUGCGAUCGCGCUCGAGAAGGAGCUUCGCGCGCUGCGAAAGAGCGUGAACGUCGCAGCGGCGAAAGACGAGAUGGAGGAGGAUAUGGUACGAGCCAGGAGAGCAUGGCGCACUGAGUGCUCUGUUACUCCCCUUCCUCCCCCCCUCCCCUCCCCCCACACUCCCCGCUCACCCAUGCGAUGGAACGCUCAGAUGGAGGAAGAACUGAUGGAGGAAGAUCUGGUGCGAGCGAGGAGCAUGGUGUACGAGGGGGAUAUAGCAGCGCUGCUGCCACACAAAGCCAACGGAUUCUUCCUGUGGCUGUUCCUGGGGCAUGUGAACGUGCGCUCGUCUCGCAGGGACGUGAGGUUCAAGGUCAAGGAGGAGUACAACAGCUACAGGGAUCGCACGGCGCUCAUCUUUCUCGGCGCGCCGCUGCUGCUGCUGGCAGCCAAGCAGGCCAUGAACCAGCGGUGCCUGCCAGGCCUCGUGGUGCACGUGUACCAGGCGUGGCUGCUGCUGUUCUACACGAGCCUGGCUCUGCGGGAAAACAUCCUCCGCAUCAAUGGCAGUGACAUCCGCCCCUGGUGGAUCUACCACCACUACUACGCCAUGCUCAUGGCCCUCCUGAGCCUUACGUGGGGCAUUGAGGGGCCGGACUGUGCAAUGAAACAGCAAGGCAUCAUGCUCUUCCUCAUGUGGGCUGUCAUUCAAGGCGUUGCCAUGCUGCUGCAGAACCGCUACCAGCGCCGCCGCCUCUACACCAGAAUAGCAUUGGGGAAGGCAGGGCAGAUGGAUGUGGUGUGGGGGGAGACAGCCGGCAUGAAGGGGCAGCUUGUGCUGCUCUACCCGCUGCUCUUCAUUCUCCAGUUCUUCCAGCUCUAUAUUGGGGUGCGCCUGCUCCGCACAUCACUCUACGAAAUGUUCGAGUGGCAGCUUUUUGCAUGUGGCAUUCUCCUUAUAGUUAUGGCAGUUGGUAACUUCACCAACACUGUAGCUACUGUGGCCACUAAGCUUACCAUCAAAGCCAAGAUGCGCAAGAAGGGCGGAGGAUCCAAUCGAGAGCCGCUAUUAUAUGCACUCUUUCUUAUCAUUCCGAUCAAGCCAACGCCCAUUUCCGUAUCCCAGCUCGCGUCGGCAUUUGCGGCGCCUCGAGAGCCGCUAUGGCCCGUAGAAGCAGUAAUCCAGCACCGAGGCGCGUGUCUGCUGCGCGUCGAGCGCCGGUUGUCACGCCGCUCCUCGCGCUGCUGCUGCUCUCGUCCUUCGCUCACCUGUCCCUCGCCAUCACUUGCGACUCGGAUCAAAACAUGGUGCGCGCUCCGCCAUUCCCUUCCUUCCCCCUCCUCCGCCAAGCCUCCGCCUCUCUCUCGCGCAGUCGCACGAAAGCAGGGUGCACUUCUCCGCUUCUUAGUCUCUUCCUCACCGCUCCCCUUAUUCGUUUCUCCUUUUUCCGCCGCCAAUGUUACUGCCCGCGGGGCAACGUCGACCAACUGUGCGACUGACCGCUUCCCACCCCCAUCCUCCGCUCCCUCCUCCCCCCCAUCCCCCGCUCCCUCCUCCCCCCCAUCCCCCGCUCCCUCCUCCCCCUCUCUCCCCCUCCUCCCCUUUUUUCCCCACCCUCCCCACCUCCGUUUUCCCCUCCGCCAGUGGUACUGCGCGUCGGGCGAUGAGUGCGUGAGCGGCGACCAGCUGUGCGACGGCACGGCGGAUUGCGGCGACGAGAGCGACGAGCAGCCGUGGGAAUGCGGGGGAUACGAGGACGGCUGUCCGCCUGAGAUGAUGCCCUGUCCGCUUAUAAACAUCGCCAACGGCCCUUGGUGCUUUGACCCUGCAGCAGCAUGCGACGGCACGGCUGACUGCCCAUGCCUUGUCCGCUCACAUCCAUCGCCAGUGCUCCCUGGUGCUUCGACCCCGCAGCACCGUAUGACGGCACUCAUCCUCUCCUCUCUUGCCCUUUUCCUCUUCACACCUUCCCGUCUGCAGACGUCCUGCCCUCUCACAUCCAUCGCAAAUGCUCCCUGGUGCUUCGACCCUGCAGCAGCAUGCGACGGCACGGCUGACUGCCCGUACGGCGCUGACGAGUGGCCGGGCUUCUGUGUCGACCUCAAGAGUACCUCCGACUGCCCGUUGACUCCGAAGCAAGUGCUCUGCCCCGGAAAACAAGCCUGCGUGACAGGUAUGGUAUGCGACGGCGUGGCAAACUGCGGUGCGGUGGCGGCCGAAGGGGGAGGGACGGUCGUUCCGGACGAAGAUCAGGAUUACUGCUCGGUGUACGAGUGUUCAGAGGGGUACUGGAAGUGUUCCGAUGGGGUGCAGUGCAUAGAUGAAACGCUCAAGUGUAACGGCAAGGCGGAUUGCAGGGACGGGAGCGAUGAGAAGGGCUGCGGCAGUGGCAGUACGACUCCCCCACCAGUUGUAACGACUCCACCUCAAGAUGUAACCACCCCUCCUAAAGAUGCAACCGGUGGAGGGGCUACAGGGGGCACGUCUGGUGGGACAUCUGGAGAUGAAACGAGUGGAGAUGGGACGGGAGAUGAAACGGGAGAUGAAACCAGCGGGGAUGGUGGGGAAGAGGGAACGGGGGAUGAAACGAGUGGAGAUGAAACUGAGGGUGGUGAUGGUGCUGCUGACGGAACGGGAGGAGAUGAAACUGACACGAGUGGUACGGCGGACGAAGCGGAAGGGGGGAACACAGUUGGUGUGGGAGAGGGAGGACAAGGCGGAACAGGAGGGAGAGGGGGAGUUGGGGGGGAAGGAAAAGGCCAAGGGAAAGGAGCAGACAAACCGCCACCAUCUCUAGACCACCCUCCUGCCAAGAAGAUCCUUCCUGUCAUCCCUCCUGUCCCAGGGUCGAUUGGAAAGGCUCUUGGGGGUGCGAGCAGCUCAGUCAGCAAUGCAGCCCAAGGUGCAGCUAAGAAGAUUGGAGAGGUUACAGCAGGAAUGAAGAAGCUUAUAACGGAGCGCAAUGCGAAGAAACCCAAGCAGCCAGGUUCAGGAUCGGGUGGGAAUGCUGGGACUGGAGCAGGCGGCGCUGCAGGUGAUUCUUCAGGUGGAAACGCAGGUGGAGCUGGUGCUGACCCGGUACACACCACACCUGAAUCUAGCUCUACUCCCAAAACCCCUAGCGCCACUGGGGGAACAGGAGGCAGCAGCAGCAGCAGUGGCAGUGGGACUGUGAAGGCUCCACUGGUGGGGGGGUUGGUGGGGGAGGUGGUAUCUAAGGCAGGAAAACAGUUAGAUGCAGUGAGGAAUGCGGUGAAUGCAGCAAGUAAGAAAGGGGUGGAGCUGGGGAGGAAGGGGAAGUCAGGCGGUGGGGGGUUGGCAAGAGGAGGGGUUAUGAAACCUGUUACCGGAGUCAAGGGAGCUAUCCAGGGUGCUGCUCAGUUGAAGAAGUUGCAGCAGAAGGCUUCUGCGGGUUCAGGUGCUGCAUCAGGUGUCGUCUUGAGUGGGAAGGGCAAGAGGAAUAAGCAGAGUAAGGAGAAGAAAGGAAAGAAGAAGGAUGUGAAGAAAGGGGGACAGAAGCAGAAGGCAAAGAACCACCAGAGGUCAAGGAAAGGUUGA
This is a messenger RNA of Closterium sp. NIES-65, 3723 nucleotides long. NCBI's taxonomy places the organism in Eukaryota, Viridiplantae, Streptophyta, Zygnematophyceae, Desmidiales, Closteriaceae. The record is from the annotation of a GenBank genome assembly.